GGAUAAAAACAGAAGCAUCCGUAAAACUUACUUCCUGAUUUUUGACAGCUGUACACAAUCCAUAAAAAUGAAUGUUAUUUUGGCAAUCAAGCAGUAUAUUAGUAAGAUGAUAGAGGAAAGUGGUCCAGGGAUGAAAGUUCUUCUUAUGGACAAAGAGACGACUAGUAUUGUCAGUAUGGUGUAUGCUCAGUCAGAGAUUCUACAGAAGGAAGUGUAUUUAUUUGAACGUAUAGAUUCUGGAGGGCGGGAAACAAUGAAACAUUUGAAAUGUAUUUGUUUCCUACGACCAACCAAAGAAAAUGUUGACAUGUUAGCUCAAGAAUUGAGAAUGUCAAAAUAUGGAUUGUAUUAUAUAUAUUUCAGUAAUGUUAUAAGUAAACAAGAUGUAAAAACUCUGGCAGAAGCAGAUGAUCAAGAGGUAGUAAGGGAAGUUCAGGAGUUCUUUGGUGAUUACAUUGCUGUCAACCCACACCUGUUUACAUUGAAUGUACAAGGAUGUUAUAAAGGUAUAGACUGGUCACCGGCAGCCUUGAAGAGAACAACACAGGGCCUCACCUCUGUACUUCUAUCCCUGAAAAAAUGUCCAGUGAUACGCUACCAGAACUCAUCAGAGAUGGCACACAAACUAGCUGAACAUGCCAAGAAUACUAUAACAAAAGACGCAGGAUUGUUUGAGUUCAGACGGACAGACGUCCCUCCUGUUUUAUUGAUACUGGAUAGAAGAGACGAUGCUGUUACACCAAUGUUAAACCAGUGGACAUAUCAGGCUAUGGUACAUGAGCUUCUCACUAUCAACAAUAACCGUGUUAAUCUGUCUAAAGUACAUGGCAUCUCUAAAGAUCUACAAGAAGUUGUACUGUCAGCUGAACAUGAUGAAUUCUAUGCUAAUAAUAUGUAUAUGAACUUUGGUGAGAUUGGUAACAACAUAAAAGAGUUGAUGGAUGAAUUCCAGAAAAAAUCUCAAAGUCAAGCUAAAGUUGAAUCUAUUGCCGAUAUGAAGGCUUUCAUUGAAAAUUAUCCACAAUUUAAAAAGAUGUCAGGAACUGUAUCUAAACAUGUGACACUGGUAGGUGAGUUGUCCCGACUGGUCGGCACAAAUAGUUUGCUCGAAGUUUCAGAGACAGAACAAGAGCUGGUCUGUAAGGGAGAUCAUACUGCUUCACUACAGAAAAUAAAAACAUUGUUACAUAACAACAGUGUAUCAAAGAAAGAUAAAUUACGACUUGUGAUGUUAUAUGCCCUACGUUACGAGACACACAGCAAUAACGACGUAUCAGGUCUCGUGGAAACAUUACGAAGACAAGGUGCAAUUGAUAAACAAAGUGGAUUGGUGUCAGCUAUAAUAGAGUAUGGUGGACGUAAAUCAAGAGGGAGUGAUUUAUUUGGCAGCACAGACCCAGUGGCAUUUACCAAACGUUUUCUUAAAGGUCUUAAGGGAGUUGAGAAUGUGUACACCCAACAUAAACCAUUAUUACAUGCAAUACUGGACCAGUUAACAAAGGGUAAAUUAAGAGAGGCAGCUUAUCCAUACCUGGGUACUGGACAACUUAAAGACAGGUCAGCUUGUACUAGCAAUAAUUGA
Ruditapes philippinarum (Manila clam) is the source of this 1582-nucleotide messenger RNA. RefSeq names its product vacuolar protein sorting-associated protein 45-like. Bases 68 to 1582 code for a protein of 504 amino acids. Gene Ontology annotation, biological process: intracellular protein transport; vesicle-mediated transport. The record is from RefSeq and is a predicted model, not a curated record. Lineage: Eukaryota; Metazoa; Mollusca; Bivalvia; Venerida; Veneridae. The transcript is spliced from 11 exons. Gene Ontology annotation, cellular component: Golgi membrane.